Messenger RNA from Motacilla alba alba, 12449 nucleotides. RefSeq names its product neuregulin 1 (gene NRG1). The coding region runs from base 6042 to 7853 and encodes 603 amino acids. The transcript has 14 exons. Gene Ontology annotation, biological process: animal organ development; cell differentiation; intracellular signal transduction. NCBI's taxonomy places the organism in Eukaryota, Metazoa, Chordata, Aves, Passeriformes, Motacillidae. Gene Ontology annotation, molecular function: protein tyrosine kinase activator activity; chemorepellent activity. The record is from RefSeq and is a predicted model, not a curated record.
AUUUUAACUCUUUUGUCAUUUUCUGAGACUGUAAUAUUACUAGUCUUGAGACUAGUAAUAUCUUAUUUUUAUUUAUGCAGGCACAGAUUUGUUCUGAAAAAAUAUAUUUCUACUAGAAAAGUUUGUUUAAAUGCACUGAGAAGGGUACCUAAAAUCCAUUUAAUCUGAUGAGCAAAUAAGUUUUAUAAGUAUGUGAAAUGCAGAAAAUUUAAAAGUAUUUUUCAUACAUAUUCAUCAAGUCAAACUGCUUAAGGUUUGCUUUUAAAUGUAAGCAACUUAAAAAUGCAUUUGAAGACCCAAGUUAAAAAUAGUUGACUUGCUGUUUGCCUGUACCAAGGAGUCUAUUUUUGUCUUUAUUCAGUAGAUUGCACACAGGCAUUUCUGGGGGAUGUUUCAGGCCUCCUUUGUAGCAAUCCAGUCCCUGGAUUUGUGUGUAAAAUCAUUUUGGUUUGGUUAGCAGUCACGUUUCUUCCUGAUGUACAGAUGUUUCUAAUCGUAUAGAUAGGGAAGAAAUACAAAAGUUUAUUCUAACCCCUAAACAUGUUUUCAGCUUGCUCUUUUGAAUAGUGACUUGAUUUCACUGUGACUUUCUAAACUGCACUGAAAUUCAGGGGAAUGCACAUACUUGAAACAUCCUUUUAAUACUUGACUCUCCUUUGUACUUAUGGUUGAUAGAUUUUUCCCAGCACUACUGAAAAUAAACCCCAUCAAUAGUUCAUUUUUAAUGUUUUUAUCUAUAAACAUCAGUUUGAGGGUAGCUAAGAUUGAUUAGUGUAUCUCUUAAAAAUAAAAGAUGUGACACUAUCUGGAAAUAUUGUUCUUAGAGUUCAUGAGCAUGUUUUGUUGAAUUGAUUCUUUAUAUAUAUAGAUAUCUAAAACUGUAUAAAUUCUAUGUUUAGAACAUGAUAUAAGCAGAAAUAGAUUCUAUGUAUUUGUAUCUGUUCAGUAUAAUAUUUAUAUGAAAACCAUCCAUGUAAAACAGGUAUAUGGAGUAUGGAGAGAGGACUGAUAUCUCUUCACAUUAGUCUGUUAUUUUGUAGUUAGCAAGAGAAUUCUCUUUUGGUAAUCUGGAAACAAUCAGCCUCAGAUCAGAAUCUCUGAAAUUAUUUUUUUGUGCUUCUUGGAUAGUGUUCCUUUUUUGGAUAAGUGCACUGCUGUAGGUCUGGACAAUUGAUCCUAAUGAAGCAGGCUGCCUGAAUGAUCCUUUUGGGAUUUCAUCUGUGGUGCUACCGUGACAGCUGCUUGAAUUGUGGGGGUUUUCUCCUUUUCCCCCCUCUUGUUUGCAGGGAUUUUAGCUGCCUUGCAAUUAGCUCUGCCAAGUUAGAGGGUGGUGUUUCUACCUGGCUUCUGCAGGCUGAAAUUUGCCGCUUUUCCAGUCUGCCUGUUAAUCAUCCUAACAGCCAAAUUCUUGAGAUGCUAGAGGGCUCCUUUAAUGUGAGCACUUACCUUUCCUGCUUGUCUGGGGCCCAAUCCUGCACGCUUGAAGCAGGUUGGAUUUUUGAUACUGCCUCUGGUACUUGUAAAGUCUCUGUUGUGACAGGGACCUUGCAUUGCCAGGAGGUUGCAGCUUUCUCCCACCUCCCACACACACUAAUGUUUCUAUUUGCACGCUAAAAAUAACAGGACUGUAAGACCUUCCCUUCUUGGUGCACACACACACUUCUGAGGUCAGUGUUUGGAUAGGAAUGACUUGUAUGAGGAAGGUGAGCAGAACUUGCCUCUGUUUCUCCUCAGGCUGCACAGGUGCUUCCGUGAGCAUUGCCCGCAGCAGCAGCAAUUGCAAGUAUGGAUAGUUUUUGUCCAAAAUAUUGCAUGAAAUAUAUCAGAAUAUCUCCUUUGCAAGAUCCAAUUCAAAAUACAUCUAAAUAUGAAAUGGGAUGAUUUAAGUCUCUGCAGGGAAAUGAAAAUCAAGAACUGUGGAAUAAAUAAUUAUUUUCAGGCAACCUGAUAACCAUUUUCCUUUCCUAUAAUUUGCUAAGGAUUUAGCUUCUGUGCUUAUUAGUAAUAUGUUUUGAUUGCAUUCUUGUAGCAGGGAGGAUUAUUAAUUUGAUUGUGAGCAUUUCUUCUGUCCACAAAUAGGACAAAAGAUUGUGUAAUGCUCUGGAAUAUCAUAGGUAUAUUGCUGGUCUCAUGCCAAGAUCAUUUUCAGCAACGAGAUACAUAUCUAAAUAGAAUGCAUUAUGGUCAUUACCUUAAUAAAAUGUGAGUCAUGCACACCAGCACUUUCAUUCUUAAAAUACUUCAUUAAACUGGUAUAUCCGUUUGCCAAUGGAUAGAACAUAUUGUGGAAGACAAAUCUGUUGCUGUGUGGACAAAUAGUCUCCAGCAUUUUCCCUGAAGCUCUGUGCUUAAUUUAGCAAUUUAUGUGUGAGCUCACUAAUGAAAUUUUAAGUGUGCUUUCAUCAUGUACAUUAUCACCAAGUUUUAACUAAAACUACAAAUGUAAAGCUAUUGUAAAGUCUAUUCUGACUUAACAAAGUCCUAGAUUUUGAAUGAGACUGUUGGCUAAGUAUAUCAGUAUGACAGACAGAAAAACUGACUGCUUUAUAGCUAACUCUGUAUGUGAAGUCCUGUAACUAUUAAGAAAAGGUAGCAACUGAUAGCACAAAUUGCUCCAAACCCAGCAUUCAAGCCAAGGUUUAUGAGUAGCAAUUUAUGACUCAGAAAAAAUUUCACGUUCUGUCUUGAAAAAUAUAUGCAUGCUCUGGGAAAAUAAAAGGGAAAGUUGAAACUAUACAAGCUGUCAGACCACAUCAUGCGUGUCCAUGCAGGAGAUCAGCAGGUGAGUCAGAAAGAAUUUGGGAAGUAUUGCAUUUGGGGGAUGCUGUGGUACUUCGGUAUUUCAAAUGGAUUUUCUCACUUGCAGGGAAGAAGCAGUCACUUUGGGGAUGUGUAAAGAACAUUCAAAAAUGUCAACCUCUGACAAUGACAUAAAUUCCUGAUUAAAUAAAAGCUUGUAACAUACACUGCAAUUAGUCCAUAUAAUUUUACAGAUGUUGAAAAUAGUUUUCUAAUACUGAUUUUUGAAAACAGUUCAAAAAAGAGCAUUUAAAAAGCCCUGAUCUCUUCAUAGUACUGCAUCUUCUCUUCAUCCUGCUACCAAGUCUGUUACAGUAACAGUCAAAAUUAAUUUAUAAUCCACCUGCUUUCUGACAAGAACAGUUGUCAGUUUUUUAGCUGAUAUCUCUAUGUACUUGUUUGUACUGUCUUUGUGUGAAAGAACAUUUGGGAGCUGAGCAGAGGAAGGGAAUCUGAUUCAUAACAGGUGAAUAGGAACUCAAUUAGGUUCUGGUACAGCUGUCCAAAACAUUCAGUCUUUCUUGUGAGGGCAGGGUAUAUACAUGGUGACUGCAUUCUUCUUUCUUCUCAGCUUUCAUGUUUGCUAGUUCACUGUGCAAGGCUGGCGGAGAAUGGUUGAUUCUGCUGUAUUUCUUCUGUACUAAAAUUUGUAUAACCAUGGAAAAUAUGUCCACCCCAGACAGCAAAUAUAUUUUGAUUUCUUCCAUCAAUGAACAUCAUCUACCAUCAAGCACAUUUUCAUAGAAUGACCUGGCAGCUAAAAUUGUUCUUAAUAUGCUUUUUAAAAACAGCAUUUGUGUUUAUAGUGAUCUUUUUUAAAAAUUAUUUUGAAGUACAGAGUUUUAUGACCAGCUGCUCUCAAGUAUUUGUGCUUAAGAAUCCAGUUCUGCAUAUUCUGUGAACAAACAAUUGGUACAAAAUAAAGCUUGUUGUUCUGCAAAGUAUCUUACUGGCAUGUGUUGCUUUCUUCGUCCUAGAGGUGGGUGGCUUCUUCCAUUUUGUGUGUGACCGUGAAGCAUCUGCAGUUCCUGCUUGCUUUUUGAGUCUCUUUCUACAUUACUAUCAGCUUUUGACAGUGCUUUUGAGACUGGGGAGGGCAAACUGAGUAGAGGAGGGUUGUGCUGUUGAACAGGAAUUGUUUCACAACGUGCUGAAGAGUUUUAUUUCUGCUGCUGGUGGCAGAAUAAUAGUGGUGUCAUAUUAUUACUAGUUUUCAACACAUGCUUUCCUACAGAUGGUGGAGAUUAACAGUGCAGUGCCUGUUGUUUGAGCUGCAGUGCUGAAAACAAAAGGUUUGCCACAGCUGCUUCAGCUGCAGUGAGGCAAAGGCCCCCAGGGACCUUUGGAAGGAUCUGAUCUCUGUGCAUCGCUGGCCAAGAACAGAAGUUUAUGAACACUGUUCAUUUGUUUAUUUGUGACAGCUGGUUGUUGUCAGUGGUCCCUUGCAGGUCACACAUGUUUAAACUUAUUAAGAGAGAGCUCCUGCCCUUUCUUUUGUUUUUUUUGUUUUUUUUUUUUUUAACUAAAUGUUUUACUGAAUCCUAUAUGAGGUAGGGAAGGAUUUAACUAAUGUUUUCUAUUAGAUGUAUUGAUUGUGUGGUCAGAAACCUCAAGCACUCUAUGCAAGUGGACCCCAAACAUUUUGGGCUAAAAUGGUUCUCUGAUACAUUUUUGGAAGCCUCCAAAAGUCCAAUAUACAUGAGAGUGUGUUUCUGUGCUAAACUAAGCAGCAAAAUUUUCAUUGACAUUCACUGACACAAGAACAGCCCCUAAAGCUAUUGUUCUAGCUCAGCCUAAGUUGCAGUGGAAAGUGGUUUGGGAUAUUUCAGUGAAAAUUCUGAAAUAAUAUUUCUCCCUUGACAUCUGGUAAAUUGCAUAGCUGGAAGUUUCAGUAUGUAUGUGUACUCACUUUUAGAUCAGAUGUUUUGGUCCACUUCAUGCAGAUUUCAAAAUGCAUCCUUAUAAAGUGUAGUAAGGCUUCAAGAGUAAUCAGGAUAAGCUGGAAUAUUAAUGAAAUUUUUACUAGAGAUGUGAAACUUUUCCAUUAACAGUGAACUGAAGAUUACAGUGGAAAUGACUGUAGUGGAUGUUCCAGCCUUUUGGGAUUAAUUUUCUUAUUUAGUUUGAAUUAAAAACAAAAUAAAUCACAAUGAUGUUUACUUAAGGGAGUGUUUUCCAGAUUUUUCAUAAGGUUGAAGUUGUAAACUCUUAGAUGAUUAAUAUUUUUUUCAAAACCACAGUUAGAUAAGAAAAGUAAUACAAGAAGUGAUUGAAUCUUUUGCUGAAGAACAGGUAUCUAGCUGGUAAAUAUAUUUUUCAAAAGAUCCUGGGGGUGAAUAUACGAUCUAUAUGUAGGUAUAAAUCUUAGCAAAAAUAUCAACAUUUGAGAACAAAGAUACAUCCUUUACACACAACAUACAAGAAAAUAGUAGUUUUUCCAAUUAUCUUUUCCAAACAUUUUUGCUGGAAGCUUCAAGAAUGCUAAAUGAGUAUGGACACCUGGGCAUUUGAGCCUUUUUAGUUUGCCUUCCUAUAACUUUUUGUUAAGAAGUUGUAGGAAGAAGAAGGUGAGUGAUUCAUAGGUGUAUUUGAAAAUCUAUCUUUUUUUGCUAAAAGAAUAAAAAUCAGGAGUGGCCUUCAGGUCCACUGGGUGGGUACCAUAAAGUUAUUAUGAAUAUCUUGACUUUCAGGUAAUUUAUUGCUACAACACAUAUGAUUCAUAUAGGUUUCUGGUGAGUAGCUGGUACUGGACUUGUGACAAUCUGUCUUCUUCAGCAAGACCUGCUGUGUCAUAGAGAAACUUGUAGGAGGCACAAAUUUCUCCUCACCCUUCAGUGGCUAUAUACCUUCAAUAAUACUAGAAACCACAUAAACCUAAAAAGAGUAUCCAAACACUUCUUUCUUCCCAAUCCAUAGAAGAAGCAUGCAGUGGCUUGAUAGAUGCUGUGCUUGAGUAUCUUUGUUCAGCUGGAGUGAGUUUUUUGUCCAAUUGUGGUAAAUAAGGGUUUUGUCUCUGGCUUGGAGCCACAUUUUCAAUCCUUUAAUUUACUUGGGAUUUUCUUUUGGCAGGACGGGAUGUUCUGCUCUGUCUGUGAAAAUGUCUUACUUUAUUGACGAGUUAUGAAGGUCAAGAGAAACACUCAGGAAGGGCCACGUCUGAAGGGCCAAUUCAGUACAGCCUGGCACCAACACAGACGGACAUCAACACCAGUUCCAACUCGGUGCCCCUCAAAUUGAAGGAAAUGAAAAACCAAGAGGCUGCUGUGGGUCAGAAGCUAGUGCUAAGGUGUGAAACCACUUCAGAGUAUCCUGCACUCAGAUUCAAAUGGUUAAAGAAUGGAAAGGAAAUAACCAAAAAAAACAGACCGGAAAAUAUCAAGAUCCCAAAAAAACAAAAGAAAUACUCUGAGCUUCACAUUUACAGAGCUACGUUGGCUGAUGCUGGGGAAUACGUAUGCAGAGUGAGCAGCAAGCUAGGAAAUGACAGUACUAAAGCCAGUGUUAUCAUCACAGACACCAAUGAGAGUACCAGUAAGAUACCAGUAUCAACAGAAGUGACAAAAACUUCUUCACAACCCAUGCUUAGGAUACAAGCUUCAACAGAAGGAACAAACACUUCCUCCUCCACUUCCACAUCUACAACUGGGACAAGUCAUCUCACAAAAUGUGACAUAAAGCAGAAAGCCUUCUGUGUAAAUGGGGGAGAGUGUUACAUGGUUAAAGACCUUCCAAACCCCCCAAGAUACCUGUGCAGGUGCCCAAAUGAAUUUACUGGUGAUCGCUGCCAAAACUACGUAAUGGCCAGCUUCUACAAGCAUCUUGGGAUUGAAUUUAUGGAAGCUGAGGAACUGUACCAGAAACGGGUGCUGACCAUAACUGGCAUUUGCAUUGCUCUUCUAGUAGUUGGCAUCAUGUGUGUGGUGGCCUACUGCAAAACCAAGAAGCAGAGGAAAAAGUUGCAUGACCGCCUUCGGCAGAGCCUGCGCUCAGAAAGGAACAACGUGAUGAACAUGGCCAAUGGGCCACACCACCCCAACCCACCGCCCGAUAACGUCCAGCUCGUCAAUCAGUACAUUUCAAAAAAUGUAAUCUCCAGUGAGCAUGUCAUCGAGCGAGAAACAGAGACCUCGUUUUCUACAAGCCACUACACCUCAACAACACAUCACUCCGUGACAGUCACCCAGACACCCAGCCACAGCUGGAGUAAUGGCCACACUGAAAGCAUCCUCUCUGAAAGCCACUCGGUGCUCGUCAGUUCCUCCAUGGAGAAUAGCAGGCACGCCAGCCCAGCAGGGCCCCGGGGCCGUCUCAACGGCAUCGGUGGGCCAAGAGAAGGCAACAGCUUCCUCCGGCAUGCGAGAGAAACUCCUGAUUCCUAUCGAGACUCUCCUCACAGUGAAAGGUAUGUCUCAGCUAUGACCACACCAGCUCGCAUGUCACCUGUUGAUUUUCACACUCCAACUUCUCCCAAGUCCCGCCCCUCCACAAUGUCACCACAGGCUUCCAGCUUGACCGUCUCCAUCCCUUCAGUGGCGGUGAGUCCCUUCAUAGAAGAGGAGCGACCUCUGCUCCUGGUGACUCCACUGCAGCUGCAUCAGAAGUAUGACCACCACCUUCAGCAAUUCAACUCCUUUCACCACAAUGCCACCCAUGAGAGCAACAGCCUGCCACCAAGUCCUCUGCGGAUCGUGGAGGAUGAGGAGUAUGAGACCACACAGGAGUACGAACCAGCACAGGAGCCUCCAAAGAAACUCACCAACAGCCGGAGGGUCAAAAGAACAAAGCCCAACGGCCACAUUUCCAGCAGGGUGGAAGUGGACUCUGACACAAGCUCUGAGAACAGCAGCUCUGAGACCGAAACAGAAGAUGAAAGAAUAGGUGAGGAUACACCAUUCCUGAGCAUACCGAACCCCGGGGCAACUGGUCUGGAGCCAGCCACUGCCUUCCGGCUGGCUGAAACCAGGACUAACCCGGCAAAUCGCUUCUCCACACCAGAAGAGUUACAAGCAAGGUUGUCCAGUGUCAUAGCUAACCAAGACCCUAUUGCUGUAUAAAACAUAAAACACAUAGAUUCACAUGUAAAACUUUAUUUUAUAUAAUGAAGUAUUCCACCUUUAAAUUAAACAAUUUAUUUUAUUUUAGCAAUUCCGCUGAUAGAAAACAGGAGGGGAAGAAAACUUUUAUAAAUUAAAUAUAUGUAUGUACAAAUGUGUUAUGUGCCAUAUGUAGCAAUUUUUUACAGUAUUUCAAAAAUGGGGAAAGAUAUCAAUGGUGCCUUUAUGUUAUGUUAAGUUGAGAGCAAGUUUUGUACAGUUUCAAUGAUGGCUGUCCCAUAGUAUUUUGCAAAACCUUUUAGCCCUCAGUUGUCCUAGCUUUUUUGUGCAUUGCAUUAUAAUGACUGGAUGUAUGAUUUGCAAGAAUUGCAGAAGUCCCUCUGGUCGCUUGCUGUAGAGUCUAAAAAUCAGAAAGCCCUGUAAUGGCACUCUCACCCUACUCCACCAGAAAAACACACGUAUACACACACACAGAGUCAGAAAGGAAAAAAAAAAUUUAAAAAAAAAAAAGAUUAAAAAAGUAAAAAAAAAAAAAAAAGUUUCCUAUAUGAGAACUUUUAUUUGCUUUCCGUAUAUGAGAUGAGUUUUGUCUGCUCUCUGCCAGCCAAAAGGUUUGCUUCUUUGAGCACUGGGAUAAUAGUAGAUCCAACAGCAUGCUACUAUUAAUUACAGCAGGAUAACAAAAAACAUACAAACAAAAAAAAAGCCAACCUGCAUUAAGUAAUAUUACUUAUAGAAAGAAAGUAAUACUGUGAUUUUAAACCAAAUAUAUUAUUAAUCAGAGGUCAGCUUGUAAUCACUAGGAGCUGCCAUUUCAUUAUUUUCCAGAUAUUAAUUGUUCUAGUUAUCCCUUAGGAAAUGGGUUUAAGUUAGCUGAGGCUUUGAACCCAAUAUUCUAUUCAAACAAAAAAGAAAAAAAAAACAAGAAAAUAGGAAAAAAAAAAAAAAAAGAAAACAUUUAUAUUAGUUUAUGUUAAUGGGGCAAAUAUAAUAGAUAUCUGUAAUCAAGCAAGGAAGAGAUCUAGCUGGAAAACAAAUGCCACUAAUAAAAGUGCAAUCAGUUUUCACCUCUAUUUCUUAAUGUUGAUUUCUAAUACAUGACUUAUUCUUUUGUUUCCACUGAAUUUUCUUCCCCUUUUUCCCUUCCUCAGAAAGAACCCUGACAAGCUUCUAGCAAUACCUUGUUAGAGCUGCUGCUGGAGUAAGGCUUACUCUUGGACAAAGAAAGGCCUUUCAGGGAAGAAGAACAUGAUUUGCUGAAUGGUUAAGAAGUACAGGCAUGUAGGAGGGACAAAGCAGAUGUGUGGAGUUUAUUUCCACUCACCUUUACUGACUCCAUUACUUGGGUUGAGAGAGGCAAGGCUGAUGCAGAGCCCAUUUAUGAAGGCAAGCACACCAUGUGAGUUACAGCCCUAGUAACCCAUGUGUGACUAUUAAAUAUCAGUGUUUGUAUAGCCAGUGACAGUCUUGAAGUCAUUGACUAGUAAUGAACAAGGAUACUGUCAGUGCUGGAGCAGAUGCAUCCAUCCAGACAGAAGCAAAUGGACUCUUUUGCACUGAAUUCCUAUCAGUUUAGUCAGGGUCACUCUGCCUCUUCUAUACUUUUGAUUUUUUGUUGUGUGUUCAGUUGGCACAGCAUUGACUCAGGAUUGAUGUGGAAAACAAAUGUUUUUCCUAGACUCUGGGGAUUCUGAAAAUGAGAACAUGUGUUUUACAGGUAUUACUGAGCUCUAAAUAAGAGCCCUGUCAAGACAAAAAUAAUUUCAGCCAAACUACCCUCAUCCUUUGGGCCACAUUCUGGUCCUAGUUAAAUGAAGAGAAAUAUAUCAAGGAAAAUCUGUGACAUGCAAACCUGAGGUACAAAAGUCCCAACUCAGUAAAUUGUUCAAGCAUAUGCUUAAUCCCAGCAAAAGUUACCUUUAGCAUGUGCUAGACUCUCAUUGACACAUCCAGCACAUGCAGAAAGUUAAGCGUGUGCCUUAGAGUUUUGCUGAACAAGGUGUCCUAUCAAUUUGAGACUGAAAGCAAAGCAUAGCAAAAUAAGAUCUUUGCUAGGAUGACAAAAAUCAGUGAGUUCCUCACUGUAUAAAUAACCAUACCACAUUAGUAAGAACAUAGGUGAGUCUACCUGAACACCAGAUUCAGCAGAAAAAGAAGAAAAAAAACCCCUUAAUAUAGGGAACAAAGUUGUCCACUAGAAUGUCAGUGGUAGAACCAAAAGGCUAGGAAACUAGCACAGCUUUGGGCUGUGUGGUGGCUGAAAUGACACUGCUUAUUUGAGAAAUCUGUGGAAGAUGGCAAAUACAUACUGUCUGGACUUAAGUCCCCUUUGCCAUUUUUUCCUAGCUGGCAUGUACUUGAACACACUUUGCCUUUGCAGACUGAAACAAAAGCUUUCUACAAAUUCUAUAUGCCAUAUUCUCAUUUUCAUCCCUUUAGUCAUGCCUAUUUAUCUGCAAUCCCAUGCAGCAGAAUAUCCAUCUCUCUGAUUCUGCAACUCAGUAGUAGAGAGGGUCAGGUGGGCUUUCCUAAUGAAGGCCACAAGUUUCCAAAAGAUCUGCACUGUUGAUUUUCCUUGGGCACUUGAAUAUCUGUCCCUUCAGGAAAGCCUCUGACACUACAAAGACCUUGCAGGACAGAUGAGACAGAAAAAGGAUGGCAGAGAAACAAGAGAUUUGCCCCAAAAUCACCCAUCUUAAUGGCAGAAUAGAGAUUAUAAGACAGGUCUUUUGUAAACACCUCCAGCAUAUAUCAACCACAGGCCAGCUCUCGCUGAAGUAUCUAUAAUAGCCCAGACAGAUUAAUGAGGAUGGAAAGGGAACAUGCCUUGACAUUGAGUAAAUGAUUUGACUACUAACACUGUUAUUGUGGAGGGACAGUACAAAAAUAAAGGAGCAGUUCCAUAUUUGGGAGCUGUACAUUUGAGAUUUAUUUGGUAUAGGUCUAGGGAAAAAUGUCACACAUCUUCUGUUGCAGUGCCUCAAAGUCAAAUUGUUGUGCAGUUCCAGCUAUUCCUACCCCUCGGAAUAUACACAGUGUGUUAUAGAGCAAGCAUGAAAUUAGGCUGGAGACUUCACAUGGACCUAAGAACAAGAAAAUACAAUUGGGGAUAUGGCUGCCUAAGCCCUUAGAUCUUUGUGGAGAACCCAGCCUUACAGCACAAUUCAUGCAGCAGUGAAUUCGGGAAUUGCCCUGGCUUGGCACACACAGAAGCAGGAAGAGGACACAAACCCUCACCUCUCAGCUUGUGUUUAUCACACUGUGAGGGUGUUUCACAUCAGUCAGGUCCACACCCAGAAGUUAGUGAGUCUACCUGGCCUCAGGUGCUGCUGGCAGGCUGCAGCUAGUUCCUGCUGGCCAAGGGGCUGGAGGUUGCAGCAGCACAGAGCAGAGCCAGCGAGUGCCUAUGGAAAAGGCCAGCUCCCCUGCUGGGGAUAUUUGCUUCAUUUCCCAGACUUUUGACCUAGGCAGUCCCAGCGCCCUUGAGCCAUCACUGUAUGAUGCUUGCCAAUUCUUUGGCUGAAAGUCAUGGCAAGAAGAAACAUACUUUGAAGAGGGGUGAAAUAUUCCAGUGGUGGCACAGUUGUUAAGAUUGUCCUGGUUUAUUUCCAUGUCAUUUAGUUUGAGCUAUGAGUUUUUCCUGUGUAUGGGUUUAUAUGCAGGAAUUGUUCCAAGAUGAAAGGCUUCUUUCAAGAGUGUAUAACUAGAUUAUGUUGUGCACAACCUGGUACAGCCUGCCUGUUUAAGGGGUGUAAAGCAUUACAGCUCCAUACAGGUUCUCAUGCAACAGAGAAAAGCCUACUCCCUCCUUUUGGCCCAGUUAUUCCCUUCCUCACUUGAGCCACCCCAAGACACCCAGGUUUAAGAGAUCAAUCACUGCCUUUAUCAGGGAAACAGGAAAGCUCCUUCUUUCCAGUACUCCAAAACAACAAUGCUGCAUCUCCUGCUUCUCUCACACACAUUGCAAGCAGUUUCCUGACAAUCCAGGAUAGCAAACUGGUGUCUCCUCAAAGGACACACCUCUCAGCCUGUUGAGCACUUCUUGGCCCUGCAGUGUGGCUACUUACCUUUACCUGGGUCUUACUUAUAGUAAGGAACAAAAAAGCACCUAUGAAAUGCUGCAGAGAAAGGCAGACAAAGAACAUGGCCAAUUAUCAUCAUUUGUAAUUCUCUAUUCUAUUGUAAAUAUGUCUUGUACAUAUGUGGAUGUUUUCAUUAUUUACUGUCUUUAUGGAUAUUGUGUUAAAUGAGACGCUCUUAGUUUAUUGUGUAACACUGUAAAUAAUAUAACAUCCUUUAUUAUUUAUGCAUAGGCAUCUAACAUUCAGAGAAAGUUAUCCUCAUAUUAUUUUAAGAUAUAUGUCAAAAAGAUGUUGCAUUUUUCCUUUUGCUUUGAGAAAAUUGUAAUAUAUCCUCUUUUUCACCUCUUUUCCUUAAAAAAAAAAAAAAAGAAUGCUAAUUUAUUGUUCAGGAGAGAAAGGGGAUGUAACUGAAAGGCAAACUGUUCAAAGAACAUGCUGUGGAAGCCACAAGCUACUGAUAAACUAAAGAAUUUAUUACCCCAAAUACAGCAAUAAGUAAUUGUUGAUUUAUUAA